Messenger RNA from Clonostachys rhizophaga, 642 nucleotides. The record is from the annotation of a GenBank genome assembly. Lineage: Eukaryota; Fungi; Ascomycota; Sordariomycetes; Hypocreales; Bionectriaceae.
AUGGUUGGCAUCAGACAGCUCUCUCUCGGAGCAACUCUCCUACUCAGCCUCGCUCAGCGAGCUGUUUGCGACCCAACCGAAACUCAAGACUUGAGUGCUCGAGAUUGGGAAAACAUCGACCAGCUCAUGGAACGAGACCUUGAGAUCCGUAAGGGAGGCGGCGGUCGUGGCGGAGGCGGUGGUGGUGGUGGUGGCGGUGAAAAUGGCUUCCCUGGAUAUGAGCCCUCCGUGGCGGCGCCGACAAGGGCAGCUAUAGACAUGGCCGCAAAGGCCGACGAAGCCUCGAGAUCCGCAAGGGAGGUGGCGGCCGCGGUGGUGGUGGUGGUGGUGGUAGUGGUGGCGGUGAAAAUGGCUUCCCUGGAUAUGAGCCCUCCGGGAGGAGGUGGCCGUGGUGGGGGAGGAAGCGGCGGCUCCGAGAAUGGCUUCUCGGGUUAUACGCCUGGCGGCAGUGGUGGUGCUGAUAAGGGCAGCCAUAGACAUGGUAGAAGGAGCCUCGAUAUUCGAAAAGGAGGCGGUGGACGAGGUGGUGGUGGUGGUGGUGGUGGUGGUGGCAGCGAAAACGGUUUCUCUGGCUAUACACCUGGUGGCAGCGGCGGUGCUGACAAGGGAAGCCAUCGACAUGGCCGCAGAAGGAGUCUCUAG